Molecule: messenger RNA, 2270 nt
Organism: Anopheles arabiensis
Lineage: Eukaryota; Metazoa; Arthropoda; Insecta; Diptera; Culicidae
Gene: Nsun2
Product: tRNA (cytosine(34)-C(5))-methyltransferase
Exons: 5
Coding region: 48-2171 (707 amino acids)
Biological process (GO): tRNA methylation
Cellular component (GO): cytoplasm; nucleus
Molecular function (GO): tRNA (cytidine-N5)-methyltransferase activity; tRNA binding
Source: RefSeq, a predicted model, not a curated record
AUUUCUUCCUUUAAAAACAACGUGUCGCUGCAAGAUUCGGGGGAAAAAUGGGCAAACCAAAACACAUGACGAACAAACAGAACCCGUUUGCGAAGAAGAAACGUAACAACAAGGAAAAGGCCGCUGAACCUCCGGUGCGUCGUGACAAGCCGUACGAAAGCAUCGUGCUGGAGAAUGAAUCGUUCGAGACAUACUACAAGCACCAGCAGAUCUGCGGCAACGAUGCCGAGUGGGACCAGUUUAUGGCGCACAUGCGAAGAAACCUUCCGGUAACGUUCCGUAUCACCGGCUCGAAGGCACAGGCCCAGCUGCUGCUGAAGCUGAUCAAGGAAGACUUCUUCGAAGAGUACUUCCGGGCGGUGAAGGAGCUGCGCAAGGAAGAGCCGGACGCGCUGGUUGAACCGCCCCGCUGCCUCGAGUGGUAUCCGCGGGAAAUGGCCUGGCAGCUGGAGCUGUCGCGCAAAGACAUUCGCCGGUCCGAGCCACUGUUCAAGCUGCACAACUUUCUCAUCUCGGAAACGAGCUCGGGCUACAUCAGCCGGCAGGAGGCGGUCUCGAUGAUACCGCCGCUAGUGCUGGGCGUGGAGCCGCACCACAAGGUGUUGGACAUGUGUGCGGCACCCGGUUCGAAGACGGCACAGCUGAUCGAGUCGCUACACGCCGGCGACGGUGGCACCAUACCGUCCGGGUUCGUCAUGGCGAACGAUGUGGACAACAACCGGUGCUACAUGCUGGUGCACCAGGCGAAGCGUCUCAACUCGCCGUGCUUUGUGGUAACGAACGGGGACAGCUCGACCUUUCCCUCGAUGCAGUACACGAAGGACGACGGUACGGUGUCGCCGCUGAAGUUCGAUCGGGUGCUCUGCGACGUGCCCUGCUCGGGCGAUGGAACGCUGCGGAAAAACGCCGACAUCUGGAACAAGUGGAACCUGGCCCAGGCGUCCAAUCUGCACGGGCUGCAGUACCGCAUACUGAAGCGCGGGGCCGAGCUGCUCGAGGUAGGCGGCAAGCUCGUCUACUCGACCUGCUCGCUGAACCCGAUCGAGAACGAGGCCGUCCUGCACCAUCUGCUGAAGGAGUCGGACGAUUCGCUGGAGAUUGUCGAGUGCAGUGGUGCGCUGCCGACACUCAAGUAUUCCACCGGUCUAACCUACUGGGAGCCGGCGUCGAAAGAUUUAACGUUCUACAAAUCGUUCGAGGAGGUGCCCGAAUCGCAGCGAACCGUUCUGCGGCCCGGCAUGUUUCCACCGCCGAAAGAGGAAGCCGUGAACAGGUAUCAUCUCGAUCGCUGCCUGCGCAUCUUGCCGCACCAGCAAAACACGGGCGGCUUCUUUGUGGCGCUGCUCGAGAAAAAGAAAGCCCUGCCCUGGGAAACGGUCACGGCGGUGGUGGGGGCGGACGGACAGGAAUCGUCCGAAACUGCCAUCGUGGAACCGCCGCAGAAGAAAACGAAGUACAUGCGUGGGUUCAAGGAAGAUCCGUUCGUGUUUUUCGACGAGAAGGAGGAGGUGUUCGACUCGCUCAACAAGUUCUUCCAGCUUAGUGCAGACUUUGAGCCGCGCAAUCUACUUACGCGAUGCAAGGUGGGUAAGAAGAAAAAUGUGUACUUCUGCUCGAGCAUUGUGCGCGAUAUCGUGCAGCUGAACGAGAAGCGCAUAAAGAUGAUCAAUCUCGGCGUGAAGUCGUUCGUACGCUGCGCCACACGUAACAUCGAGUGCGACUUUCGGCUCGCCAGUGAAGGGCUGGCCAAUGUAAAUGCGUACAUUGGCAGUCAGCGUCGCGUGAUGGUGCAGAAGCAGGAUUUAAUCGCGCUGCUGUCAUGCACCGACCCUACCAGACCGCCCGAAAUUUCCUCCCUCACUGCUGAAACGCAGAAGAACCUUCAGGGUGUUGCGUCCGGCAGCUGCGUACUCGAAUGUAUGGUAGAGGAUGUAAAACUAGCCACGGUCGGAUGGAAGGGAGCGAUGAGCCUGAGGGCGUAUGUUGAUCAGUACGAUACGGUGCACAUGCUCCGGCUGCUCGGUGGAGAUCUUACGAAAUUCGAAAAAAAUAAAUUCCAAGACAAACGUGACGCAGUGGAAGCCCAGGAGGACGAUGAACAGGAAGCGAACGACGAUAUGGCUGCCGACGAUGCCGAGUCAGCAGCCGUGCAGGAGGAAUCUAACGAGUAGUAGAGUAUAAGCACUUUUAGUGGACGUACAAAAACAAAUUACCCCUCAAAUCAUUUAUAUACUUGUUGAUAAUAAAUCGCCUUUCUACAUUUAUUAUUA